Messenger RNA from Didymella exigua CBS 183.55, 234 nucleotides. RefSeq lists its product as uncharacterized. NCBI's taxonomy places the organism in Eukaryota, Fungi, Ascomycota, Dothideomycetes, Pleosporales, Didymellaceae. The record is from RefSeq and is a predicted model, not a curated record. The annotation marks the transcript as partial. The transcript has a single exon.
UGUGAAGACAAGAUGAAGCUUGCCGCUGAGCUGACAGAGCGACUGGUUGAGAGAAGCGUUAGGGGACUGGCUACGCUUCCGCACGAGCUAAGGCGCUGGUUACGCAGUGCAAAACUGAGCGAGGCUGACACCCGGCCGCUGGCGCGACUGCAGAACCCGGAGAGUCAGGCUUGGUACGCAGGCUACAUGGUGAAGUUUGUCUGCUUCUAUCUGCGGGUGCUGGCCGACGAAGAG